GAAGUCAAAUAUACAUCAAUGGACAAAUGUGAGGAGGGUGCCUGGGCAAUUUCACAGAUAGCUCUGCAAUCCGAAGGCAAUGACGUAAUAAUUACAGCAGACGUCGGACACGGCCAAGAAAAUAACGGCACCCUGCGACAAGUUCAAAUCACGCUGACUGACUGCGAUGUAUUUCUGAGAUGUUCAAAGUUUUCUAAUCGUUCCGUGAGUGAUAUAGAUUGUGAGAGGGAUGAUCUUGCAGAUGCAGAUGAAAAUGCUUGCAACUUGGCUCAGGAAAUGGGUGAAUGGGAAGUGCAAACGGGAAACCUUAGCACGCAACAAGGAAGCGGCAAUCCGCUGGGUUUUUGUUUCCACUUUGACAAAAAGGAAGUUUAAUUUAACAUUCCCUUAAAACAUUACGCGAGGUUCGUAGUACUUGAAAAAAUGUCAUUGAUUUUGUUUCCAUCCUGAGAUACAUAAAAUUAGUGCAUAUAUGUAUAAAUAUAUAUAUUUCCAAGCAAA
This is a messenger RNA of Cephus cinctus (wheat stem sawfly), 501 nucleotides long. RefSeq lists its product as uncharacterized. The record is from RefSeq and is a predicted model, not a curated record. Lineage: Eukaryota; Metazoa; Arthropoda; Insecta; Hymenoptera; Cephidae.